UCUAACCUAAACUUUUUGGCGGUCAAAAAUGGAUAAAAAACAAAUCCAAUUGCAAGUGGUGAAAAAACCAAUAAUUGAAUUAUUAUCGGCCGAACAACAUGGCAAGAUUUUCUUACACAAAGGAAAGUAUUUUGUUGAAGUUUACGUUUGUGCAACUAUUACGGAAAUAUCAGGAAAAACCGAUGUGGCUUAUAAAAAAUACUUAAUCGAAGAUGGUACAAGUUGUAUAGACUGUUAUCUGGAACCAAGACAAACUAAACUGGCACCAAGUGGGACUCAAUCCACGAUUAAUGAAAACUUUCAACUUGGAGAUACUGUGUUUAUUUGGGGAAAAUUGAGAUCUCAUGAUAAUGGAAGAAAGAUUUUUGUCAAAGAAAUUAAAAAAUGUUACAAACUGGCAGAUAGGACUAAAUACUGGAAAGAAAUUUUGGAAUAAAAAUCAAACGAAAAUAAAAUAAUUUAAUUAAACUAUAGCUCAUCGCCUCGGGUAUACUUCCGGUUCUUCUUGUCUUUCCAGCCGUAUUCAGGGGGACAAUAGCAGGCCUUGCGUUGGGCGUCCAUGUACGACUUGCACCCCAGAGUCAACGUCCCCGUGAACAACAUCUUGGCAGCCCCCUUGCACGCUAAAAACCAUUUUAUUAUUGUCACAAUUUGUACCCUUUACCUUUGACAACAGACGCUCCACCAACAGCUUGCUCAUACCCAUCACAGUACUUGUACAAACACCUCUUAAACUCCAUAUCACAAACCUCCUUAUCACUGUUACAAGUAUCAUAACAAAUAUCAUGCAUAUCACAACAUUUCUUCAUUUCGCCCACUGGCAAAUAAUCGCUGUUUAUUUUAAGCCCCAAUGACCCGCACCCAUCGGCCGAUGGUACAUGGUUCCUGUUUGGCUUCGGUGGGGCACCUACAACAACCCAUGACAUUUUUUUCUCACCCAAAGUGGCUCCUUCCUUACCUGUGGGGCACUUGUAGAUACAAUGCUCUUCAACAGCGGCAUCAAACACCUCGUGCAAGUUUCGGAAAUUUUUAGCAACCUUUAGGACGUUUUGCAAGACGUCUCCGAAGACUGUCUCGGCAGAAAGAACAGCGUCUCGGAGGUUAGUCAAGAAGCCCGAACCGUAACCCGAAUAUAUAUAACCAAGGAAGGUUAGGACGUAAAUUGCGACUUUACCGUACGGGAUAUCCAUUUUCGAGUGGGGUAACCAUUACGUUGAGGUAUUUUCGUAAAAAAAAUGAGGUUAUGUAAGUGCAUUUGUGCCAAAAAUGUCAAAAGUGACAGGUCGGUUAGUGAUUGGUUGGCGGUGAUGUGAAGUGAGGGGAUUGGUUGAACGGAUUACAGCGCCACAUUUAAACAUAGAGAAUUGUAUCAAGCGAGAUUUAAAUGCGUCUCUUGUUCAACCUGGAAAGUCGAUACGAGUUCCAAAUUUAUGUUGGCAACUGUUCAAACAACUCGGUUAAUUAAUGAAUGGUUUAUACAGCAUGGCCCGGAAGUGAUUUUUUUUUCAAAAUUCUAUUUUCACCACGAGAAAUUAGAUGAUAAUUGCAUUUUAGGUCAAAACUUCCACUUGAUAAAUUUGCGCGUUUUUAGGAUCACACUGUGUAUAAAAUAAUAAACACAAAAAACAACCACCGAUCAAUACGAAAAUAGAAUCUUCCCCCAAGUUAGUGACUUUAUUACAAAGAGACGCAAAAAGCUGUCUGUGUUGUUUUUUUGCUCAGUCAUGAUGACCUCAAAUGUGUAAAUAUAAACUCUCAAUGUUUAAUAAACCGUUUCA
Tribolium madens (black flour beetle) is the source of this 1778-nucleotide messenger RNA. RefSeq lists its product as uncharacterized. The transcript has 3 exons. Lineage: Eukaryota; Metazoa; Arthropoda; Insecta; Coleoptera; Tenebrionidae. Gene Ontology annotation, molecular function: nucleic acid binding. Bases 29 to 436 code for a protein of 135 amino acids. The record is from RefSeq and is a predicted model, not a curated record.